AUGGCGCUGGACUUUGACAGCAACGAUCAGUACGCGCUCACGCUUCUCUCCAACAACGGCAGCGACGACCAGUACGACGGCUGCGCCAGUGGGAACAACAGUCUCGCGACGCGACCGUACGCAAAGCACGCGGCCGGCGCGGACAAUGAACACAUGCGGACCGAGAUCGUGCGACUUGAGAACGUGCUGGCCAGUCGCAUCGCAGCCCGUGCCAAUCAGGACAAGUCGGAGCUGCCUCUCGAGCGCUCGAGCAAGAUUGAAAAGUACGUCGAAGUGAUGGAGCUGACCAAGUGCCUUCGUCGUCAGAAGGAGUUUCUGCUGAGUGAGAACCGCAAGCGGCAGCGCUUUGCCGAGAAGAUUCAGCAGGCCAUGCCGCCUUCUACUGAUAGCAUCCAGUUUAUGAAGAACGUCAAGUACCCAUCUGAUGAAGAGCUGGAAAAGACGUCGCGCGAGGCGUUCUCGGAGAUGAUGGAGUAUCAGGUGAGUGGCGAAGCUACGACGUACAUUGACUGGCAGACGAAACGCGAGUCCAAGUCAAUGUACAUGCACGCGUUCUCGUCAAAGACGUUUGUGGAUGAAGACAUGGUGCGUAUUUUCAAUGAGACGUGGGCGAUGUUCUACGACGAGACUCAGCAGGAACUGCUACAUCGACGACGAAGCAAGUUUUGCAUUCUAAAGAAGCUGAACGACAACAUGUACUUGACGCGGAACAUUCACCAGUUUAUCGGCGAGAGCUUUCCACGCCACGCCAUGACGCUAGUAUGCCGCAUUUCGAUUGAUCAGAACACGUUCGCCAUCAUCAGCAAGUCGGUGGUACCGCCCACGAACGAUGCACAGCAUCUGGUGUGGACCGAUGAGUGUUAUAUGUGGAAGUUUGUGCGGCGAAUGGACGUACAGGGCGGAUUUGACAUCUCGAUUCGCGGCAAGUAUGGCAGCACGUCGGCUGUGGCAGGCAACCGCUUGCCCAUGCUUGAAUCCUACUUUCAACUCGUGGACUGGGAGUCGUUGGUUAUCCGGCCCAUGUUUGACUUCACGACCGCAUAG
Molecule: messenger RNA, 1044 nt
Organism: Peronospora matthiolae
Lineage: Eukaryota; Oomycota; Peronosporomycetes; Peronosporales; Peronosporaceae
Source: the annotation of a GenBank genome assembly